AUGCAAAAGAGGAUUCUAUCGUCAUACCCGACUGGCGAGUUCAGUAUAGCAUUUUUGAGUACUGUGAAGCCUAGCAAUAUCGUUUCCACGGUUAAUAUGAAGAAAGAGAUCAACCUACCUGAAGUGGUAGAUAAGUUGCGUAACACAGAGUAUAAUCCUAAGCGCUUUGACGCGAUGAUCAUGCGUAUUCGAGAGCCCAAAUGUACGGCUCUCGUUUUUAAAUCUGGGAAGGUCGUUCUGGCAGGAACAAAGAGUACAAAAGAUACCGAGGCCGCCGGAAGACGAGUGGUUGAUAUUCUAUCUCGAUUCACAGGAGGAAAUAAGUCAGACGAUACCAAGCCUAUUAUCCACAACAUGGUCGCUGUCGGUGACUUUAAAUUUCCGAUUCGCCUUGAAGGCCUUUCAAUCGAAUAUCUAGAAUCAACAACCUACGAACCUGAGCUUUUUUCUGGACUUAUUUACCGCAUGAAGAAUCCGGACGUCGUUUUACUGAUCUUCGUAUCGGGCAAAGUGGUUGUAACGGGAGCCAAGGAUGAAUCGGACAUCCGCCAAGCGUUCCGCAAGAUUUCCCCGCUUAUUUACAACUGCAGAAAGGUGUAA
Molecule: messenger RNA, 600 nt
Organism: Blastocystis hominis
Lineage: Eukaryota; Bigyra; Opalinata; Blastocystidae
Exons: 4
Coding region: 1-600 (199 amino acids)
Biological process (GO): DNA-templated transcription initiation
Molecular function (GO): DNA binding; general transcription initiation factor activity
Source: RefSeq, a predicted model, not a curated record